AUUCAUCAAAAACAGUAAUCGAUGUCCUUGCCCGAGUCGGACUUGGGUGCGUUUAUUAGGAAUUCCUGGUAGUUAUUUUUUACAAUAAUUCGAUAAUUUGAAGACACAAAAGUUUGCAGAAGAGUGUACCACUGUUCAUUGGAAUGGUUGACCGGUCUUUCGAAUUGGUCCGGGAGCUGACGAGGACAACCGAAACCAUUCCUCCGUUCAACAGCGAAGGUGUUCGAUCUGCACUUGAGGAUAUCAAUCAAAUCUAUGAAGAUAAUAACAAUAAUGCGAUGGAUUAUAAUCGAACCGGUAAUCACAAAUAUCUCCCGCUAAUCAUGUACCGCCACAAGUUGAUUCAAAGGCAAAAGCGUUGCCUCAUGGUCUACCUGCACAAUCGACUUCAAAAGCUAAAAAAGGUACGCUGGCAUCUGGGAGCCACAUUGCCGGCCGAUAUCAAAGCCAACCUGAACGAGCCGGAAUUGCAGUGGUUCAACAAUUACUCGCGGAUGCUUGCCAAAUACAUGGCGACAAUUGGAGACGGGACGGGGCUUAAUCUCACCAACGACAUCAAACCUCCGAAGUCGCUGUUUAUCGAGGUUCGCUGUCUGACUGAUUACGGUAAGUUCGAACUGGAAAGCGGUGAAAUUGUACUAUUGAAAAAGAAUAGCCAGCACUAUUUGCCAAAGCUUCAGUGCGAGGCUCUAAUCCGUCAGGGCAUUCUGCAGCAUAUCGUGUGAUCAUGCAUCCUAAGAAAAAAAAACUGUUCACCAUAUGGCAAAGUUUCUGAAAAAAAAAUUCAAAAUGCAUAAAUCAA
Molecule: messenger RNA, 802 nt
Organism: Aedes aegypti (yellow fever mosquito)
Lineage: Eukaryota; Metazoa; Arthropoda; Insecta; Diptera; Culicidae
Product: DNA replication complex GINS protein PSF1
Exons: 3
Coding region: 144-725 (193 amino acids)
Biological process (GO): DNA strand elongation involved in mitotic DNA replication; DNA replication
Cellular component (GO): GINS complex
Source: RefSeq, a predicted model, not a curated record